This is a messenger RNA of Paramuricea clavata, 10336 nucleotides long. NCBI's taxonomy places the organism in Eukaryota, Metazoa, Cnidaria, Anthozoa, Malacalcyonacea, Plexauridae. The record is from the annotation of a GenBank genome assembly.
AAAUGCACACAUUGCAUUGUGGUUGACCAGAACUCUUUAAAAACAAACCUAAACUACCAGCAGUCUUUUCAGUAACUAUUUCUUUAUUAGACGGUACUUUAUGAGCACUUUUUUCAUCAUCAUCUUCUCCAGUUGGCUGUUCAGCAACAAGCGAUAUAUCUGGCCUCCUUGCCGGACAUAGAGAUUCGCCAUGGGCCAAUAACUGGGCACGGCCCUUGCCUUUGGCUCUCCCUCUCCCUCUGCCGCCUUUUGGCAUUAAAUAUCGAUAUUUUCAAAUUACAAAAUAUCGCAUAUGAUUUCACAGUUUUAUACCUAUUGUUUAUUAUUAAAAUUGUUUAACUUUUUACCACUGAAGCGCUGUAGCUCAGUGUUUUUUUACCCGAAUUUGUAAACAUUUUCAUUCGUUACGUAUCGACUAUUCGUAUGCUUGCGAUUCAAAGUUUAAUAACGUCAUAUAUAAGUAUAAACAACUUGAGUCGCCAUCUUGUGUAGCUCGUGUGAUAUAAAUUUGUCAUUUGGUGUAAUACCAGUACGUCUCGCUUUCAAUUAAACACAUUUUCUACAACUUUGAUUGCUUUGGACGACUUUGAACAUUCAACAAUUAUGCUCUUAUUGAUAAAAAAAGCUGCAAUAUGAAGCAGAAUAUGAAGUGUGUAAAAGAUAAAAACCAUAGGUAAAAUGCACCGAGCUAAAACGUUUUCAGGCGAUGACGUGUGAUCUAUGGUGUGAUCCAUUGAGAUCAUGGCCCUUAACCUGCGAACGGGCAUGCUCGGGUUAACACCGAGCUUGGACCUGGGGACAAGGUGAGCUGAAAGUUUUCUGAUUUCUUUAUUUAUUUUUUUCAUUUUGUUGUACAAAAUUAAACUCAAAAGACACAGUAAAUUAUUUCACGGGUGCUUUUAGGAUGAGAAAAAAAAGUUAUUCGGUAGAAAAAAUAAUUUGGCCACAAAAAGUAGCCAAUUGCCGACUCCCGGGAAUGUUCAGAACUCCAUGCGAGUUCUCCGGAUUUGAACCAGGGACCUUUAGAUCUUCAGUCUAACGCUCUCCCAACUGAGCUAAGUCGGCUUGGCUUGAUCUACGUUGUAAAUUUACUGUACUUAUAGCCAAAGCUUCCAGUACUAGAAUUCCACUUGGAAAUUUCGAAUGUCGAUAUUAUUUAAUUAAAAUGUCGAGCUUUUAUAUAUUAUAGUUGUUCUUGUUCACUGUUCAGUUAUGACUGCUUUCUCCAAGGUUAAUGCUAAAUGUACGGAAGCUCUUCAUCCGUGGACAACGUCGUGUUCAUUUGCUACCCUAGAGAUAUUUUAUCAUGUCUUUCGCACUUCUUUUAAAAUUUAUGGCACCUUAUAUCUGGUGAGAUUUGAUGUAUCUAUUAUGUACACGUUAUGAAAUAUGUAAGCGGCACUAGAAAACAUUAAUUUUUUGACAUUGAUAGCACUGUAUUUAUAAAGUCCUACAAUCGAUUUUCCAGGUAACUACACUUCUCAGAAGAAAAGGUUGGGAGUAUGUGAAAAAAGAGUUGUUAUACGAAGUAUUGAGAUCUACUACUUUUUUGUCAUUAAAUGGUGGUUUGUUUGCAGCAUUCCUUUGCUUGACCAGGUAGAGUUGAUAAAUUGUUAAGAUCAUGGUACUGUGUUUCUCAGUUCUCACUAUUGUUACCAGUCUCCACAAUCAUCAAGACCAACACCACUAGUACCAAACCAAUAAACCACCAUUAUCACUAUCAUCACUGUCGCCACCAACAACACUUAUCACCACCAACACCAUUGUCAUAACCAUUGCUACCAUUACAACCACCAUCAUUAUUCAGUACUUUACCAUAACAAAACUUCUUCACCAUCAAAAUCACAACCACCAUCAACGUCAUGAUCACAUAUCACUAUCAGAACCAUCUUGAUCACCACUACCAUCACCAUCAUAAUUAUAACCAUCAUCACCACCACCUUCAGCACCACUAUCAUCAUCACCACCAACCCAACCAUUAUCAUCACCAUAUUACCAUCAUCACCACUACCACCUUCAUUAUUACCAUCAUCGCCACCACCAACCUAACCAUUAUCACUACCCUCAUUACCAUAUUACCAUCAUCAUCACCACCACCUUCAUCACCACCUUCACCAUCUUAACCAUUAUCACAACCCUCAUUACCAUAUUACCACCGCUGGUCACCUUCAUCACCACGCGCCUUCACCAACCUAACCAUUAUCACCAGCAUCAUUACCAUCAUCACCACCACCAUUCAACCAUCAUUGUUGCAAUUAAUUUACAUUUUAAUGUUUAUAUAGAAAACUUGUUGGAGCAUUCACAGUCUUUACAGGGGGUCUAUUUCCUGCUCUUCUUUCAAGCUAUCUUGGUAUCAUAGUUGAAAGACCAGAACGUCGUGGAUUGCUGGCUUUAUACAUGUUCAAUAAUGUAAAUAAAAAUUGAACUUAUGUCAAAAAUUUUCAAUGGAUGGUAAACCUGUUGAUGGCAGUAUGGCACCAUGUAUUCUAAGCACCAUACCAUAAUUUAUUACCAUUUCUAGGCUCUUGAAGCAAUUUUUAAUGCACUGGUUAGCAGAAAUAUUCUAAUGACAUUGUCAUAUGGAGAGGUACCAAAAAGUUAAAAUAUUAAAAAUUAGAGUACAUUUUUAGGUUCAUAUUCCUAUGGUAGAGUUCAUAUCAUAACAAAUGUGUAACAGUACCAAAACUUGUAUGGUUCCACCUGUUCACAUGGUUCCAAAUUUAUAAUAGUCCCAAGUAAACAGGAACAUGCAAGUUUUAGUCAUAUCAUAAUGAUUUAAAACUAUUAUCGAUACACUUUCAUUAUUAUUCUAAUAGGUUUAUAUGUUUUGUACAGCCACAGGAUUAUUAAUGUAUUUAUACAGGUAAACCAGAACUGCAUUGACACUAUAGAUCUACAUUGCAAUGUACUGUAUAUAAUAUUAACUAACUGCCUAAAAAUUUCACUUUUUAGGACAAACAAAUUAAAUAAUGGUCUCUUAAAUAGAAUAAUCAAGUAAGUAAUAAUAAUAUAAUUAUACAGACCUUUUUCAGUGAAAAUUUAUGGUCCGUAUAACAUUUUCCUGUCUCGGCAUCUUUGGUAUUUACUGAUGAUACCAUUAUGGUACUGUAAGUAAUCGGAACUCAUCUGCUUGGGAUUAUUAAAUCUUUUUGUUGAAAUAUAAAAAUUAUGUACUCUAGAUUUCUUCUUGGAGAAGAAAAAUUAAAUGCAAAUUCAACUAGUUCUCAAAAUGAAUUCUCAGUUAUUGGACAUACAGACAUUUAUAAAAGGUAUGUGGAACUUCAUUUUUACAAACUUGUAAGUGGGUGUCACUGUCAUCAUACAACCAUGGAUUUAAUUUGUCCCUAAAUUUUUAUUGCAAAAUUUUUAUACUGUGAUUUGUUUGCAGAUUAUUUUCACCAAUAAAAGCGUUCUCUAUUGGUUAUUUAAUAGAAGCAGUACCUGGAAUUUUUAAGUCUCUUUUUCAGCCUAGUAAGUUUACUACAGCCUAGCUACUGUGAGCGAUAUACGAGGCGACAUAUAAUCUGUUAGGAGGCAUUAUCUGUUAGGGUGGUCUGACAGACUAUCUGAGACAUCAACUAUCAUUACUAGCCAGUUUAGCAACCUAGCAGAAUACAAUCUAAACAGCUGGUAAUGAUAUGGUACAUAAAUCUAAACAUUUUUUCCCACAGUGAAAAUUCCACAAAUUUUGGUGCACAAGAACAACUUCAAACUUGGCUUGUUUCUCGGUAGUUUUGUUUCAAUAUUUCAAGUAAGUAUAAUUUUCCUUUUACAAAUCUGUUGUGGGUUGAUUUAAUUAAGUUUUAUCUUCAGUUUGUAGAAUGCUUAUCAGCAAUUCUCCGUAAAAGGAAAGAUUCCUUUAACAGUUUGGUAGCAGGUAAUGUUUUUUUAAUAAAAUUUGGUCCAAAUGUAUUUAUAGUUCAACUGAAUGCUAGUUAACCCAUUGAGUGGCAGCACUCUGCCCCUGACAAGUAAAAUCUGGCGUUAGACAGAGUAAAAUAGUAUGGUGUUAGACAAAGUAAAAUAGUCUGGGGUUAGACAGAGUAAAAUAAUAAAGUAGGUUGCAUCUGGGCACAUUGCCACUUAAAAGGGUUAAGUAAACAUGAUCAACAGCAUACCAACUAAGUUUUUUGACAAUAAAGUAAAUGAUGUAACAGAUAAAAUUGUAAUGUUUAGGUGCAGUGUCAGGACUAUCAAUGCUAUUUUACCGAAGUUCAACCAUUAGUUUAUAUUUAUUCACAAAAGUGGCAGAGGUAUGGGAAUGCAUACUCAGUAUUCUACUAUGGAUUGUGAUAACACAAGUCAAUGAUUGUAUAUUUCAGAUUCUAUUCAAGAAUGCUCAAUACCAAGGUGUUCUGCCAUUUAUUCCUUAUGCUGAUAUUAUUAUCUACACAUUAUCAACAGCUAUAACAUUUCAUAUGGUAAUGUGUACUGCUUGAACCUCAAUCUAUGCAUAGGACAUAAUCUGUAUUGUUCACACUAGUAGAACAUUACUAUUUGCACUCUAAUCUUUAGACUUCACUCUUCUAGUGUGUAUUCGAAAGUCACAAUGUGCGACCAAGCUAUAUGAAUUUUCUCAAGCACAUAACAAGUAAUAGGUAUGUUUGAAAAAGUUAUGAAUAAAAUGAUAUAUUAUCUAAAUUGUAAUAAUAUAAAGAUGUAAUUUUGCUUAUGUUUUCUAGGAUCGUGCCUGCAAGUAUAAAUUUCCCUAAAUUAUUUUUGGACGGAUCAUAAACAUAAGGUACAAUAAACUCUGAUGUAAUUUAUUUUUCUACCGGCUACUAUAUUUAUUUUACAAGAUUUGCCAAGCAGAAAUACAGUCAGAACCCCAACCUCAUCCCCAGGUUGUUUUUGUGUUAACCCUGGGGGUGAGGUUGUCAGAACUCCUAUAAACUGACCCCUUUAAGCAGACAAAUCUCUGGACUCUAUAUGUUAAUAACACACUAUUAUUAUAUCACCUAAACAUUAAACAAUUUACAUAGAGUACAGGCACCAACAAAAUCUAUCAAAUCCAUCUACAUGUAUUGAAUAUAACUACUGUCAACAACAUGUUCUUGAUAAACUAGUGAAACUAUGUUUUGUGACGUUGUCUCUGAGUGUGUCCAUACCGUGUAAGCUGGAAAAUUUGCUUGACCACGGUGGGAAUCAAACCCGCAGCCUUUGGUUUGAGAGCAACAUCACCAGAAACAAGAAUUCAAUUCAACAUUGGACACUUUAGGUUGUCCAGAACAACAAGUUGUAGAACAACAAGUUGUAACAAGUUGUAGAAGAUUUUGAUAUACAGCUCCAUUUCUUGUUUAGAUUGUAGCUGUCUUCACUGCAACAAGUCCUGCACUAAAAAUAUUCCUUUCAUGAUCUUCCCCAUCAGUUUCCAUUUGGUCUGAGGCAGCACCACUUGCAGUAACACUUGAUACUGUAACUUCAAUUGUAGCAGGAGUGAUGGAAGUGGUUCCAUCUGUUACAGUAGUUGUAUCCAUACCAGCAGUUGCACCUGCUUCAUUCUUAUUUCCUUCAUUAGCUUCCACAACCUGUUGCUGCCCACUGUUCUCACCAACAAAACUCUCCUCGCUCCUUCUCCUUUUUGCCCUCUUAUUUUUAAACCACAUAGCAAUACUAUCUGAGGUCAACAUUCGCUUUGAUUUCUGUGACCUUGCUUCGUUUAGGAUAUUUGUAUAUUCCUCAAUAAUCUCCUUAUCUGGUCGUUCAUUAUCGUUAAACCAUUUGUUAAGACUGCUCAGUUCGGUCUGCGGGUCAAACGUAAUCCGAGAUUUGGGUAUCUUUCUAGGCUGUCUGUCUUGUGGCGUAUACCUUGCCAGCAUGGUAGCUAGACCAUUGAUUGGCAUACGAACCUCAUCACUGCUUUCCUCUGUAAUCGCCAUAGCAAUGGAUGCACCACCAUUUUCCCUUGUUGCCAUGGCAACCUGAGGUGUACUACUCUUAGCAAGUUGAGACGUGGUCGCACUGGUAGGUGUGUCCCCAGUUGCUUGAGGUGUGUCUCCAAUUGCCAUAGUAACUUGGGGUGUGCCCCCACUCUCGGACAUUUCCCAAGGUUCGAGCAGGCUUGAGUCCUCUUUCCUCUUUUUUGACCGCUUGUUUUUAAACCAGAAAUAAAUACUUUCUUGUGUUAGCAAUCUGAUUGAGGCCAUUUGUCUUGGGAUGUUUAAAAUUUCUGUAUACUGCUGCAUAACCUCUCUGCUCGGACGCUCAUCCUCAUUAAACCACUCUGUCAAAUUGUCAGUCUCGUUCUGUGAGAAUGUGAUCCUAGGCUUAAAAUUCUUACUUGGUUGUGGCGUAGAAACAACAGGCACAUCUGGCUUUGGAGUUUCAACUCUUUGUUCGGAGUUUCUGAGGCCAUUGUUCGUCAAAUCUUGCCGUCUCAACCAAUGAACAAAUGCCUGGCAUCUGUCAUGACUAAUUGUGCUUGUAUAUUUUCCCUGUGCUAUCAGGCUCAGCAUGCCCUGUCAACAUCAAAAUAUAUAGGAAAAUCUAUUACAUAGUGACAUUUGACCCUUCUGGAAACAUGUCAAUGUAAUGCCCCAUACAAACGAGCAAGUCAUUGACAAGUUUCCCUGGACAAAUUUCACAUUUAUCUCAUGCCAAGCACCCUUUUGUUUGCCAAAACCUAGAAUUAUUUUGUAUACACUUGAAAAGCUUUCUUUCCAAAAGCUAGCAUUACUGGAAGAAACAAAUUGUCAAUUUUUUUGCUGUGCACACAAACAAAUAAAACUUGUGAAAGAAAAUUGCCAGAAAACAUGAACUUAAUUAAAUUAAGCCCCAAAAAUUCAAAUCAGCACUGUAUUGAGUAAUAACACCUACAUUAGACAAUGGACAUUCAGCAGCUGCCAGUGUUGCUAGUGAUCUUGUUUUCAGAAGUUCAUUAACAAUAUUCUUCACUUCUUGGUCAUCUGCCUCGUUUCUAGGUUGAAAGUCAAAAUAACCAUGGUAACCCAUUGAGCACCAGCACUCUCCCUUGACGAGUAUAAUUACGCCAGUUGUUCAAAGGUGGGUUAGUGCUAACCCAGGGUUAAAAUUUAACCUGCUGAUAUGUAUUUCUGCACGUCUGUUUAUUUCAAAACUUCAGAGAAGAAAACUCCUACUGAUCCAGACAAGAUCUCCGAAGAAAUAUUUCCAAAUUUAUAAACAAGCUCGAGGGUUAAUUAAGCUAAGCCCAGCUUUGAACAACCAGCCCCUGGUGUUAGACGUGUAGGGUAAAAUAAUAAAUUGUGGUGUAUUCACACAAAUGCAGCUUAAUGGGUUAAUUAACCUAGCUACAAAAAUCUAUUUACAUUGAACAUAACAGUAACUAAUAGUAUAAACCUGCUCAAUGGGAGUAAAAGAUGUAAUCGCAAACACUUACUCGCUUUUUGGUACGAUCCUUAAAACAGGUUUAUGCAAGCCUGUACAUAAGGUACCCAAGACAUCUCCAACUGUGUAGCAAUCUUUCUUGUUCUCAAAGUCAACAAUGAAAUCUUUAAAUUCAAGCCAUUUCCAUGCUGGCAUAAUACGGAUUGCCACUAGAAGAGAUAUUGAAGGAUUAUAUUAUAUUAUCCAUUGCAACCAACAGUUGUCAAGUUAAAUCGUGUCACAAUAGACCUUUGUGGAUAAAGGAAAACCCCACACAGCCAUUUGGCAAUUGGCCAAAUGAUCGUAUUUAUCCGCAAAGCAAAUUUUGUCAAAUACCGCAGCUUUUGAGUCCAAAAUUGCAAAUACCGUGUACCGCAAGUUUUCAAAUACCGUAAUUUUCCAAGGAAAAUACCGAAAUACCGUAAGAAAAAUAAGCUAAUACCGCCAUACCGUAAAUCCCAAUGCCCACCUCCUAUACGGGCUAUUCAUUUGACCUUGGCAAGCCAGCUGGUUAUGUUUUUCAAUGUUUUAUUCAGUAUUCAAAUGGCUAAACCAUAGAUUAUAGAUUAUACCAGAUGUCUCACUCAGCCAAAAUUGUGUCCGCGAUUUUUUAUGAGCACGAAUUGGCCGCCAUUUUGGCAGUAAGUGUAAUCCACGCCAUGAAACGUGAGCAAUCACGCCUUUUGGCAGUAAGCGCCAUUUUGGCAGUAAGUGUCGCACGCGUCAUCUGGCGUGAUAGCCUUGCGAAAAUCGCGGACACGAAAAUCAUAGAGAUAGAUACACAGUGAGACAUCUGGUAUGAUCUAUAAUCUAUGGCUAAACCCUAGCACAUAGUAGAUACAUACAGAGCUGUAACUGGCCGUCGUAAAUACUGCAGAAAGUUAUGUUUUCAUGCACCCACUUUUUUCAGGCGACCGGGCAAAAAUUAUCAACUGCGCGUGUUCGGCAAACAGUUAAAGCAAGCCGUCAUCCAAUGGGAUGCAUGCAUCUAGUAACUUGCCAAGCAUGCACACAAAGAAGUGGGUACACUAGUUAUAACUCUGUAUAUGUAUCUACUCUGUGACCCUAGUCUCCCGGCCUUGUGGCUGUAGGUCUGUUUGCAUGUCAAGACGUUUACACAUUACAAUUUGUUGUGUAUUAUUUAAAUUCUGGGUUAAUGUAAUCGACAAACCAUGCACAGAUCACAUUGCAAAUUUGCCACAAUCUAAGUGAAUUGUAGUAUUAGUAGUAACUUUCAUAUGCCACAAUACAAAUUGUAAAUGAGAAAUUGCUGUGUAAACAUACCCUCACUUGCCUGGAAGGUGAAUAUAUUUAUAGCUGAAACUGUUGCCAAAAGUACAGUAAUAUUUUGCAAACUAAACCACAUUUGUUGAAUAUAAAUUAUAAAGUGAACAACUUUAAUUGCACACACACUAUAUUCGCUUGUACUUCUUGCCUAUAUUUUAUGUGAACCUGGUCAGCCAACUCUGAUCAUGUGAAUAUAGCCCAAAUAUUAGAGAUUUUAAUAGAGAGAUAUAAAUAGAUAAUAAGGCACAUUGCAGCUCAAUGACAAUGAUAUAUGCGCUAAUAAUGCGCCAUGUCUAAAAACUAGCAAAUUACUAAACUCAAAAUUCUUCAAUACAUAUAACAGCAACUAACCAUAGGCACGUAGAAUAGAGCGAUCAAUCCCACCAAAACUCUUCAAAGGUGUACUCUUUUCUCCACCCGUCUUUUGAGCUGCUUUUUCGUCUUUGGCCUUCAAAUAUUGCAAGCCUGUCUUGCGAAAAUUAUCGUCGAGCCAUAAGCCUUGAACUAUAUUGCCCAUACUACAAGCUCUUGGUAACUUUACAUCAGCUACUAGCUGACCAUUGAAACUUAUAUCACAUAGAAUAAAUCCAGAGUUUUGUUCAUCCAUAUUGAGUUAAAAAUUUGAGUUUAUAAAUCCAACAAAACACCGUUUAGGGAAUUCGCAGGCGAGCGCCACCAAAUCCAAGCCGAAAGCCUCGUAUAAAACCCCCUUUGUUAAAAUUAAUCCCCGACCUAAUCUUUGGUCAGCGAAUCGUAGACCGUUUUGAAUUCUUUUCUUUUGCCAAUGAGAGCGUUACCAUGUAAACGGAUUAUAUUUGAACCAUAAAUGAUGCAAAAUAUGACAGAAAUUUUAAUCCUUUUGCUUGUUUGAGCUUUUUAAAAGCGACUUGAGAAAAUUUCUAAUCCAACUAUUCGUGUUUAUAUUCGCGAAGAACGCUAAACUACCGUCAUUUGCAUCUAACGGUGAACAUUAGCAAACUGUGACAUUGGCACGUGAACAAUGUAGAUUUCUCCCAAAUAUUUCCCUUUCUGCCUUACCCUUGGAAACAUUUUUGCGAAAACGAAUUUUCCUUUCCCAGGAUCAAAAAUGCUUCUCAACGAAUUCCGAAACCAAACAUUCCCGAAGUGUGAUUUUUACAGAAAAAUUUUUUCCUGUAGUUCAAUCUAUUUUAUAGUGAUGGUGAUUAUACUGACGACAUCCUUGAUGAUGAUGACUAUUGUUGAUGGUGAUGAUACUGAUGAUGAUAUCGGUGUGAUGGUGAUGAUGAUUAUUGUUGAUGGUGAUGGUGAUAGUGAUGAUGACGAUAUCCUUGAUGGUGAUGAUGAUUAUUGUUGAUGGUGAUGAUGAUAGUGAUGAUGACGAUAUCCUUGAUGGUGGUGAAGGAUGAAUGAUGACAAUGAUACAUAGCUAUUUUAAUCGUGGCAAAUUGUAUUUAACUAGUAUUUUUCCAAUACAUUUAUAUUGAGAAUUCGUAAUAAAAUAUACAGUGGACCAAUUAUAAUAUAUUAGAUCUUUGCAAUAAAUAAAAUAAACCUUUGAGGUUCUAUAUACAAUAUUACGUAAGGAUACAUUAUAAUUUCACUUCUUUUUUGCUUUUGGUGACUUGCGCGCUCCCUUUGGACUCUUGCUUGUUUUUCGUCCUUUUGCGGGUGAUGGCGACCUCUCCUUGACUGGUUCAAUUACCUCUUCUUCCGGGGGUUCCUG